Paramecium pentaurelia is the source of this 2078-nucleotide messenger RNA. NCBI's taxonomy places the organism in Eukaryota, Ciliophora, Oligohymenophorea, Peniculida, Parameciidae. The record is from the annotation of a GenBank genome assembly.
AUGAGCAGUACAAAUCGUGCCUUUCGAAUGAAAUAAAUGUAGAGUCCAAGAUUGUUUUCUGAUCACCCACUUAAAACAUUACCUGAUGAAAGAACAACUACAGUUUUCAAUCAAUCUCGAAAAAUGGAAUCACAAUCUAGUUAUGAUAAUGUUAACAAUAUUCACUUAUGAAAAAGGCUAUUGAAAAUAGACUAUACCACAUUGAAUAAUUAGCUGAAUCAUUGAAGUCUAACACUUCAAUAGAAUAGACUAGAAUUAUGAGUAGUUUACAAGAGAUAGCCAAAACACUUAAAAGUAUUUCCAAAACUGAGAUUGAAUUAAAUUAAAAGAACAAAUAACUUGAUCAUGUUACUAUGGAAAGUGUAAUGUAAAAAUAAACAAUACAAAAAUUAAAAGACUAAUAAGUAUAUUAAUAGGGAAUGUAUAUUUAGAAUCAUUAUAAAGUGGACAAUGAGGGAUAUUUAAAACAGUUAAGUCUCUCUUAAUAAGAUUAACAUAAAUUAUGUAGAGAUUUAUUGCAAUAGAAAAAAGUAGUAGAAGAAUAGUAUAAAAAAAUUAAGUUCUUAGAGAAAAGGAUAGAAAUGAUGUUGGAGAAAAAUCUAUAUGUAAAAAUUGUUAUAUAUAUUAUACAAUAGUCUCACUCUGAAGAACUAAGAAAUACAUUGUCAGAAUUAAUCAGAGAUAAUGAAUAACUCAAACGGGAUUUAGUUAAAAAAGAAAAAGAAAAUGAAAGACUUAAAGAUUUAAAUUCUAAAUUACUAUAAUAAAAUAAUAGAUUAACAAAAAAAUUAGAUUCCUUAAAAACUAAGAAAGUAGGAGUAAAAGAAACUAUAACUGAAAAUUAAUAGAUAUCUAAUUAUGCUUUUAAUCCAAAUUCAUUACCAAGUAAUUUAGAAUUUCGAUUGAAUGAUCUUGAUAAUGAUGAUUGUGAUUUUUUAUUAGAUUUAAUUGAACAUGGACCAGAAGUAUUUACAAAUUAAGUUGUUACACUUGAUUCUAUACAACAAAAAAAGGAUCUCAUUAAUUUAGUGGCAUGUAUGUAUCUCUCUUUUAUUUAAUUAAAUAGCUUAAUUUAUAAGUGCAAGAGAUUUCUCUGAAAAAAUAAAUUAAAUUAUGAAUGAAUUUAUAACAAUGAUUAGUUAUAAAAGUAUACAAGAUUUUUAAAUUCAUGUAAGUAAAGCAUUUCGAUCUAUUUUUGGAACUGAAAUAGUACAUUUAUGGAUAAUUGAUGGAAUGACAUGUAGAGCAUAAACUUAUGAUUGUAAUGGUGUUUAACAUGUUGCCUUAUUAACUGAUGGAGUUUUUAGUUAAUUAGUAUUUGAAGAUUAUGGUAUAAGAAGUCCAUCAAAAAAAUAAGAAUUACUUUAUAUAACAGAGAAUAAUGAAGUCUUUGGUAAAAACUUUCUUUUACUUCCUAUUAUGGGAAAUAGUUUUAAACCUUGUGGAAUAUUAGAAGUAUUCUACAAUAAUAUUCAUAGAUUCAAAAUAUCUAAGAAAAUUUAUUUUUAGAUUCAUAAUAUUAUGGAUUAUUAAUUAAUAUGUUAAGUAAAUCAGUUGUUUAGAGUAUUUUGGAUUUUGAAGCUUUAAUUAAAGAACUUAAUUAUAGAGAUCUCUUUUAUAGAUGUUUCAAUAGGUUGAUUUAAUGUAAGGAUAAAGAACAUUUUUGUACAGCAUUAUAAGAAUCUGCUAUGUAAAUUUUUCAAAUUGCUUAAACUAAAUUAUUAUUUAUUGAAAAUAAUUAAUUUUGGAUUUAAGGUAGAAUUUAUCAAUUAUAAGCUGGAUGUGCUUAUUAAAUUUAUUUAAAAGGUAAACCUCAAAUAUUUACUUAAAUUACAAGAUAAGAUCAUUUUGAUGAAAAUACAGAUAUAUCUUCAAUAUUACCUGUUUUUAUUGCACCAAUUUAUUUGAAUGAACAAAUUAAAGCCAUUUUAUAAUUUAUAUUAAAAAAGAAAUAAAUGAUUGAUAAACAUCCAUUUGGAAAUUAGGCAAAUAUUGGAUUUAGAUUAGAUACAAUUGAUUAAGAUGCUUAAAAAUUUUAUGAAAUAGUAUAGAAUGCUUUUUAGAUUGUAUUUAGAUGA